AGUCAUCACCAUCACAAUCAUCAGACGGCCCGUUGCUCCAAAUCAUCGCUCCAUGUCUAGAUUCUCAGGCGUGUGAUCCGAUCCACGCAAACCCUCUGCUACAACUCGCAUGACCGUUGAUUUCGAAGACCAUUUCUCAAAUUUUGAUCACAGGCGGAGUGGAGAAGAAAAAGGCAUCGAAGAAGAACGCAACAACACAGGCACAGAGCUCGUUGAUUCGCGAUGAUCACCAAAUUAAUUCAAAAAGUGACUAGUCCUCAUCAGCAUAAUGUGCCACACGGAAGUAUGACAUCAACAGACUGGCAACCACGUGUUGCUGUUCACUACGGGAUCCCAUCUACUGCAUCCAUUCUUGCUUUUGACCCCAUUCAACGCCUCUUGGCUGUAGGAACACUGGAUGGUAGGAUUAAAGUGAUUGGUGGGGAUAAUAUUGAAGGCCUUCUUAUAUGUCCUAAGCCAUUGCCCUUCAAACAUUUAGAGUUCCUAAAAAACCAAGGUUUUCUAGCCAGUGUCUCGAAUGAAAAUGAAAUUCAGGUCUGGGAUCUAGAACACAGGUGUAUAGCUUCUAAUUUACAGUGGGAAUCCAAUAUAACUGCCUUUUCCGUCAUCUAUGGCACCCAAUACAUGUAUGUUGGAGACGAGUAUGGAUUUUUGUCUGUAUUGAAGUAUGAUGCUAAAGAAGGAAAAAUUCUACAUAUGCCUUAUCAUAUUCCUGCAAAUCUUAUUACCGAAGCAGCUGGGAUUUCGCUGCCUAAUCAUCAUUCUGUUGUCGGUGUGCUCCCUCAACCAUGUUCCUUAGGGAAUAGGGUGCUGAUUGCAUAUGAGAAUGGGGUGAUCGUUAUCUGGGAUAUUACUGAAGAUCGGGCUGUUGUUGUUAGAGGCUAUAAGGAUCUUCAACUGAAGGAUAAAACAGUUGUGGACAUUCCAAAUGACGCGAGCCAUGAGCACACUGAUGCAUCAGACAAUGAACAAGCAGAAAAGGAGAUAAGCUCUCUUUGUUGGAUAUCUUCUGAUGGGUCCAUUCUUGCUGUCGGUUAUGUAGAUGGAGAUAUUUUGCUAUGGAACUUAUCAACUGCUACCUCUACCAAAGAUCAGCAAGCUCAGAAGUCAUCUAAUAAUGUUGUUAAGCUACAAUUAUCAUCAGGUGACAGAAGACUUCCAGUUAUUGUUUUACAUUGGUCUGGAGACACAGCACAUAAUGAUCGUGGGGGAAAACUCUUUGUCUACGGUGGUGAUGAUAUUGGAUCUGAAGAAGUUCUAACGAUCCUGAAUCUCGAUUGGUCUUCUGGCGUAGAAAAUUUGAAGUGCAUUGGCCGUGUAGACCUUACACUUAAUGGUUCUUUUGCGGAUAUGAUUUUAGCACCAAAAGCCGGUGCAACAGAAAGGAGUGACACGACUUCAAUAUUUGUACUGAACAGCCCAGGACAACUGUUUUUUUAUGAUGACGCUUGCUUGACUGCCUUAAUGUCUCAGCCUGAGAAGAAGCAUUUUAUUCCUGCAGUUCAGUAUCCUGCAAUUAUACCUACUGUUGAACCAUGCAUGACCAUUGCGAAGCUCAGUCUGGUGCAUACAGAUGGAAGUUCUUCAAAGGCUCUCUCAGAGACAGUUUCAGCAGCAAAACUUCAAGUAGCACAAGCUUUGAAUACUGGGAGUACCAAUUGGCCUUUGACUGGUGGCGUUCCCAGUCAGUUGUCCUUUGGUAAAGAUCAUGGGAUUGAGAGAGUCUAUAUAGCAGGCUAUCAAGAUGGAUCUGUUCGAAUAUGGGAUUCUACAUUUCCAGUUCUGUCACUUAUUUUCGUCUUAGAAUCUGAGCUGGAAGGCUUAGAAGUUGCUGGUGCUAGUGCAUCAAUAUCAGCACUGGACUUUUGUUCAUCCACUUUAAGUUUAGCUGUUGGCAACGAACACGGUCUGGUUCGUCUAUAUAGGCUAAUGGGGAACUCGGAUGAUAAAAAAUUGCACUUUGUGACCGAAGCAAAACAUGAAGUUUGCAGUUUGAACCAUGAAAACGGAGCUCAGUGCACAGCUGUAUUUUCCUUCCUAAAUUCUCCUGUACACACCAUGCAGUAUGCAAAUUCUGGAGUUAGACUUGCUGUAGGAUUUGAAUGUGGUCGGGUUGCGAUGCUUGAUAUCAAUUCGUUCUCAGUUUUGUUUCUUACAGACUCCGUAUCCAGCCCAAGUUCCCCUCCUGUUUCUCUUGCUGUUGAAGCAUUCUCAGAUUUUCACCAGAGUCUGGAUCACAGUGUGACCAGAACCUCAAAUGAAUCUGCAAGGGAAGUAGUUUUCAUCUUGACCAGAGAUGCCCACAUUGUUGUUACAGAUAGCACCACCGGCAACGUAAUCAGCUCUUGGUCAAUACUACCAAAGGAGUCAACUGCAAUUUCCCUUUAUAUAUUAGAGGGCAAUAUUUCUCUCUCUGAAGUGUCUGGUGAAAAGCAUUCACCGAUCUCAUCUCAGGAUUCUGAAGCAAGAAAUGAACCUGGAGAAACCACUUCUCACCCCAAUAGGGAGUCGCUUGGAACUGAAUCUGGUGCCUCUACUAAAGCCUCGCAUUUGGGGCAGAAAUUUAAGGAUUCACUCGUCUUACUUUGCUGUGAGGAUGUGUUGCGUUUGUACUCUUUGAAGUCUGUUGUUCAGGGGGACAACAACUCCAUUCGUAAAGUGAAUCUUGUAAAACCAUGUUGCUGGACUACAGUUUUUAAGAAAGAGGGAAAAAUAUGUGGACUGGUUAUAGUCUAUCAGACUGGAUUAAUUGAGAUAAGGUCUUUGCCAGAUCUUGAAGUUGUGGGAGAAAGUUCUUUAAUGUCAAUUCUUAGAUGGAACUUCAAGCCUAAUAUGAACAAAACAAUGAGUUCUUCCAACACAGGGCAGAUUACUCUGGUGAAUGGAUGUGAAUUCGUGUUCAUAUCUCUAUUGGCCUUUGAAAAUGACUUCAGGAUUCCGGAGGCUUUGCCUUGUCUUCAUGAUACACUCCUAGCAGCUGCUGCUGAUUCUGCUUUUAGUUUUUCUCAAGAUCAAAAGAAAAAACAGCCACAGGGUACUGGCCCUGGAAUUUUUGGUGGUAUCAUUAAGGGCCUCAAAGGUGGCAAAGCAGAUCGUUAUGGGGAUCUUUCUGAAGCUCAAAAAACUGCACAUUUAGAGAAAAUAUUUUCAAGGUUCCCAUUCUCUGACCUGUCUGCUAGCAUGGAAGAUGACCAAGAAGAAGUGGAAGUUAACAUAGAUGACAUUCAAAUUGAUGAACCUCUACCUGCCGUAUCAUCUUCUUCUCAUAAGAGCAAGAAUGACAAGAGAGAUGAGGAAACGAAGAGGGAAAAAUUGUUUGAAGGUGGUACCGAGGAUGCAAAACCAAAACUUAGAACACCCGAAGAAAUUAUGGCUAAAUAUAGAAGCCCUGAGGAUGCCAAUGCAGCAGCUGCACGUGCAAGAGAUAGGCUUGUAGAACGCCAGGAGAAGCUUGAGAAACUAAGCAGACGAACUGAAGAGCUACAAGAUGGUGCAGAGAACUUUGCCUCAAUGGCAAAUGAACUUGCCAGGCAAAUGAAAAAUCGUAAAUGGUGGAACAUAUGACUAGAAAUGUGAGUUUCAAUUGGUUGGAUUUGUUGAUAUACCCUCUUGGUCCUGUUUGGAUGCGGACGAGCCCUUCCAGUAGUCGCUUCUCUUUGGAUUAAGGAGUCUAUAAAGCAUUUGAUGUAGCAAUACAUAAUUAGUCGCUUCGCUUUUGGAUUAAGGGUUCUACAAAGCAAUUGAUGCAGCAAUACAUACACAAUUAACUUCGGAUUAUAUGGGUUCUACAAAGCAUUUGGUGCUGCAAAAUACGCACACAUUUUGAUGGUUUCGUAAUUAGAUAGGUAUUAAUUUGUCCGGCCAAGGCGAUGUAAAUCCUUAUCAGUCAACACAACUGGUUCAAAAUUUUCACAGAAAGCUUUUAGUAGAUAGAAUUGUUUGAGCACGUUUGUAUCAAUUUAUCAACAAAUUCUAUAUAUGAAAUGGAAUCCCCCUUUUUGGUUUUCUUA
Cornus florida is the source of this 4010-nucleotide messenger RNA. RefSeq lists its product as uncharacterized. Gene Ontology annotation, biological process: regulation of exocytosis. The coding region runs from base 223 to 3564 and encodes 1113 amino acids. Lineage: Eukaryota; Viridiplantae; Streptophyta; Magnoliopsida; Cornales; Cornaceae. Gene Ontology annotation, molecular function: myosin II binding; syntaxin binding; GTPase activator activity. The transcript has 24 exons. Gene Ontology annotation, cellular component: cytoplasm; plasma membrane. The record is from RefSeq and is a predicted model, not a curated record.